Molecule: messenger RNA, 3723 nt
Organism: Oryctolagus cuniculus (rabbit)
Lineage: Eukaryota; Metazoa; Chordata; Mammalia; Lagomorpha; Leporidae
Gene: NMBR
Product: neuromedin B receptor
Biological process (GO): bombesin receptor signaling pathway
Cellular component (GO): plasma membrane
Molecular function (GO): bombesin receptor activity
Source: RefSeq, a predicted model, not a curated record
UCUAGUCCCUGUCGGGGAGCUGGAUUCUUUACUGGUUGCCCCUCUUCCAGGCCAGCUCUAUGCUGUGGCCUGGGAAGGCAGUGGAGGAUGGCCCAAGUGCUUGGGCCCUGCACCCCAUGGGAGACCAGGAGAAGCACCUGGCUCCUGCCUUCGGAGCAGCGCGGUGUGCCGUGGCGGCCAUUGGAGGGUGAACCAAUGGCAAAAGGAAGACCUUUCUCUCUGUCUCUCUCUCUCACUGUCCACUCUGCCUGUCCAAAAAAAAAAAUAGUAUAUCAAGGGUGGGAUGUUGGUGCACCAAUUAAGAUGUCACCUGCAAUGCUUGCUUACAUUGGAGUGCUUGGGUUCCAGUUCUGGUUUUGUAUCCUAGUCUAGCUUCCUGCUAAUGCAUACCCUAGGAGGCAGCAGGAGAUGGCUCAAGCUACUGAGUCCUUGAUACCUGUGUGAGAGAUCAGAUUGGGUUCCAAGCACCUGGGUUUAUCCUAGUCCAACUCUACCUGUUGUGGGCAUUUGGAGAUGAACUAGUGGGUGGAAGAUCUCUCUCUGUUGGUCUUCUUUCUAACUAGCUAACUGAAUAAAUAAAUAAAUGACUUAAAAUAGUAUAUUAGAUAUUUAUUUAGUAUAUACCUAGGUGUUACAUUGCUCCAUCAUAGGCAUACAUUUGUUCAGUCUUAAUAGAGAUUCUCAAGUCAGUUUCUAAAAGAAGAGAAAAAUUUCCAAUUCAUCUUGAAAAACUGUCAGUUUUUACUAAGGCUGAGUGUAUUCACACACUGUGACCUAGCAAAUCCAUACCUGAAAUUUAUUCAGAUGUGUACCGGAAGGCACAUACAAGAAUAUCCGUGGAAACAUUAUUUAAAUAGGCUGAAAUUUUAAAGUAUCCAAAUGUCUGUCAACACUAGAAUGGAAAAAUAAAUGAGAUAUUUAUAAAAUUGAAUACCACACAGCAAUAAAAAUCUUACACAAAAAAUUAUUGGGGGGGUGGAUCUCAGAUAUGUAAUGGUGAAUGAAAGAAGCUAGAUACAAAAGUUUACUGAAUGAUUCCAUUCAAUCCAUUCUCUGGGAAAGCAAAAUAAUCUAAGACAGUAACAGGCUGAGAGAGGAUGGUUAGAGGACUGUUCUGAAUAGCGGCUAGACUGGGCACUACAGUUAAUAACCUAUAACUAAAAGUAAUAUUGCCAACUGUAGAAAACUGUUUCACAUUUGGCAGAGUGAAAGGAAGAAGCACGGAGAGGGAAUUCCAUUCAUUUCAUUCACCCUUUGUCACCACUUUCAUUCCUAAAUUAAGCCUUUAAACAUCAGGGAUUUGAGCAACGCCCAAAUCCUCCCAAACUUCUUGCCUGGGGCUCCUCCCGCUUAGAGGCGGGCAAAGAUGGGUGGCUGUAGGGACACAGGGUGGGAGAGCGAGGAAUCAGCGCCCCUCCAGGUCCACAUAAUACAGUAGGAACUGCGGGGCGAACAAAGUGCCCACGGUUCCACGUCGCCCCCAGCGAUUCAGCGGCGGCUGGUUGGACAGCUCCCGGGUCACUUCCGCUCCUGCCUGCCCGGUUCUGGGCAGGGCAGGUGCUUCUGCGAACCCCAGAGGAACAGAUUCUCGUUUUCCAAGGGACUGGUCUCUGCUAGCUGCAAGCUAGAACAAACUACCGAAGAAGAAACUGAGACGCAGCUGCCUUGCCGCUCCUCCGCCCUCCUUGCCGUUUUUAAAUUCAGAGCUAGCAGGAGCCAAGGUAUCCCUUGGAGAGUGGAGAUUCUGAAAGUGAACACCGAUGUCUUCCGGGGUCCUGUCCUGCUCGGGACGUGGCGCUGCAACAACUGCCCCGCGGUCCUAAACCUGCAGGGGCCAGGGGGUAAUCGCUUAACGCCAAGUCGUGAGCUUUGCACUUUGCAGGGCACCAGAGUGCAUGACAACUCUGGUGCACUCUUCCGGAGCAGAGACCAUGCCCGCCACGUCCCUUCCUAGCCAUUCCCAGGGCACCAGCGCGAAUCAGAGCAGUCUGUUUCCCGAGGUGUGGGAAAGGGAUUUCCUGCCUGCCCCCGACGGGUCCACCGCCGAGCUGGUGAUCCGCGGCGUGAUCCCGUCGCUCUACCUGUGCAUCAUCACGGUGGGUUUGCUCGGCAACAUCCUCCUGGUGAAGAUCUUCAUCAGCAACAGCGCCAUGAGGAGCGUCCCCAACAUCUUCAUCUCCAACCUGGCGGCUGGUGACUUGCUGCUGCUGCUCACCUGCGUCCCGGUGGACGCCUCGCGCUACUUCUUUGACGAGUGGAUGUUCGGCCAAGUGGGCUGCAGGCUGAUCCCGGCCAUCCAGCUCACCUCCGUGGGCGUCUCUGUGUUCACUCUCACUGCCCUCAGCGCGGACAGGUACAGAGCCAUUGUAAACCCUAUGGAUAUGCAGACAUCAGGGGCGCUGCUGUGGACCUGUGUGAAAGUCGUGGGCAUCUGGGUGGUCUCUGUGUUGUUGGCAGUACCUGAAGCUGUGUUUUCGGAAGUGGUGCGCAUCAGUAGCUUGGAUAACAGCAGUUUCACAGCGUGUAUACCCUACCCUCAGACAGACGAAUUACAUCCAAAGAUUCAUUCAGUGCUCAUUUUCUUGGUCUAUUUUCUCAUACCACUUACUAUUAUUAGUGUUUAUUAUUAUCACAUUGCAAAGACCUUAAUUAAAAGUGCACAUAAUCUUCCUGGAGAAUACAAUGAACAUACCAAAAAGCAGAUGGAAACACGGAAACGCCUGGCUAAGAUUGUACUGGUCUUUGUGGGAUGCUUUGCCUUCUGUUGGUUCCCAAAUCAUAUCCUCUACAUGUAUAGAUCUUUCAACUAUAAGGAGAUUGACCCAUCUCUAGGACACAUGAUUGUCACCUUGGUUGCCAGGGUUCUGAGUUUUUGCAAUUCUUGUGUCAAUCCAUUUGCUCUUUAUCUACUCAGUGAAAGCUUCCGGAAGCAUUUCAAUAGCCAGCUCUGUUGUGGGAGGAAGUCCUUUCCAGAAAGAUCAACCAGCUACCUACUCAGCUCUUCCGCAGUGCGAAUGACAUCCCUGAAAAGCAAUACUAAGAACAUGGUGACCAAUGCUGUCUUACCAAAUGGAAACAGCACGAAGCAGGAAAUGGCAUUGUGAUUUUGGCCAUUCAACUCAACUAUCUGGAAAGAAUUUACUGACUUUUCUAUUCCUGUUGAGCAGAACAGAAACAAAUAAUUUGACCCUUCUUACUCUGCUAAUUCAUUAAACAUUUCUCGAUUGACUCAGGAAAGGCAAGACAAACAUUAUUCUCAGAACAGGACUGUACAUUAUAAAUGGAGCAGGUAUUGUGUUGCAGCAGGUUAAACCAUCCCUUGCAAUGCUUGAAUCCCAUGUAGGUGUACUGGUUGGAAACCCAGCCACUUCGCUUCCUAUCCAGUUCCUGCUAUGUACCCUGGACAGCAGCAGAUGAUGACUCAAAUGCUUAGUCCCCUGACACCCAUGUGGAGGACUGAGGAAGUUUUGAGUUUCUGGCUUCGAAUCCUAACUUUUUUGGGCAUUUGGGGAGUAAGUCAGUGAAGAGAAGAACUCUGUCUCUGUCUCUCUUUCUCUCUCCCGCUCAGCUUUUCAAGUAGUUGAAAAUAAAUCUGUAAACAUUAAAUUACAUUAUGCGUGCAUACUUAUAACAUUGAAACUGUUCAAAAAGCAAUUUGAUAUAUGUAUAUAAAUCAACAUUCUUGAGGGUUUAAUGUUUUAAGAUUUAGGUUCUUAUUAGAUU